This is a messenger RNA of Lodderomyces elongisporus, 3549 nucleotides long. RefSeq lists its product as uncharacterized. NCBI's taxonomy places the organism in Eukaryota, Fungi, Ascomycota, Pichiomycetes, Serinales, Debaryomycetaceae. Gene Ontology annotation, biological process: ribosome biogenesis. Gene Ontology annotation, cellular component: nucleolus. The record is from RefSeq and is a predicted model, not a curated record. The transcript has a single exon. Bases 1 to 3549 code for a protein of 1182 amino acids.
AUGAUCCAUAGCACGAAUCGACUGCUGUAUUUGCAAGACCAGAACGUGAUGAACAAGUCAACUUCGGCUGAAGCAAUUACCAAAUUGCUACGGUCCAGUACUGAGCCGUUAGAUACAAUCGUCAAAUGUGCACACAAAGUUCUCAAUAAUGAUUUUGACAUCUACUUUCCUGAUAGUACGAUGUUUAUUCUAUCUUUAUUAAUCGACCGAUUGAACGACAGAUCGUCUACAAAGUCAAAAUUUUACCAUUGGAAAUAUGAGAUGGAAGUGUGGGAGUUACUUGAGCAGGUACUAAAGAUACUGCGGCUUGACGUUGCACGUCGAAAUAGACUUAUUGAAAACUUGAAACUAUACGACAUUUUAAUUGAUUUAUUAGCUUGUGAAAAUACAAAUCAUGAGUGUUUAAGCCGUGCAUUUGAAAUUACCGAGUGGAUUCAAAGGAAUGUGUAUUUGGAAAUUGAAGAGUCGACCGCCAAUUCCUUGCUUAAAGAAUACUUGAAAUAUGCUUUAAGAAGUAACAAUGAGUAUCCGCGAUGGUCAAGUAUCAUCGCACAACUAUACCGGCAAUCCUGGGAUCGUGCUACACAAAAUGGUUCCAGUAAAAAAAUAUAUGCAAAGUUCAUGGAUGAUUGUUUGGCAUUAUUUGUUAAGGUUGUAGGUGGUCAAAGCACUGAGCUGCCCGCAUUGAGACAAUUAUUUAUCGAAAAGGCUUUUUUACCGGAACAUUAUACCGAAUUUACAACUAAAAUAGAAAGACUUUUACUGCCAGAUGAUGUUACGCAGCACAAUAUUGAAACAUUGUUUAGUAUGGCUGUUGCAGAGAUCAGCUCAAAGAAUGUGGUUCAUUUGGAGCAACUUUACGUGGUGCUUACUUCUAUUUUUCCUGAGCUUUCUGUGCUGCUUCUUCAUAAACUUGUUGAUCUAAAUGGUACUUUGUCCCUGAAAUUUGUUGAAGAGCUAUACACCAGAGAGAUUAAAGACAAGAAGUUUAUUGAUUUAGAUUGGGAUAUGGUCAAGCUCAUAUUUCAAACCAACAGUGAGCUUGCAACUAGCAAGUCCAAAUUUAUCUUUGAGAAGUACAAUACCGCGUUCAAUUUGGAUGACAAAGUCCUUGCUGUUGCCAAAGUUGUUGUUGAUUCUUAUGCAAAAAACAGAGAGCUCGUUGAAUUCUUUACAAAGAUCUGGCCAAAAGUCUUAAAGAAAGACGAGGUAUGGGAAACCACGGAGUUUGUGAGCCAUGUUGCACUGUUGGUGCGUUUGCUUUCAACGCGACAGUUGAAGGAAGUACUCGACUUUAUUUCUCAAUUGGAUCCUACUACAAUAUCUGCGCUCAGUAUAGCCAUCACCGAUGGAUUAAGGAACACCAAUGCUCAGACUGUAUCUGCCGUAAAGGAAAUGUUAUUGACUAAUCUUAAAGAGGCAUGCGGUGAAUCUUGGCAUGUACAUUACAAUAUUUUGUGUUUGUACCCCGAUUCUAAUGUCAAUUAUUUGGUCUCCGAAUUGCUGCUUAAAAGUUUAGAAUCCGAUCCUUACUACUACUACGUUGUGUUUCGUCUCUAUGAAUUGAGCAAAAUCAGUUCAAUAACUAAUGAACAGCAGGAUGGUUUCUUGAAAAUUUUGAAUGCUUUUAAAGACUCUGAUCUGUCACUAGUCACAUCAGUAACCAAAAGGUGGUUCACUGUGCUCAAUCAUUGUUUUUCAACUGAAAAUUUGAACAAGUUGGCGGUAUUUCUCAUCAAGUUUGCUUCGUUUAAAAACAUUCCUGAUGAAUUUUUUGAGCAACAAAAAUUUGUAACUCUUGUGUCAAAAGCAUUACUGCAAAGACCAGAGCCUAGUGUUAUAUUGCAUUUCCCAGUAGCUUGCAUUCCAAAGAGGAUAAGAAAGGAAAUAAUUGAUGAGCUUGUUGAACAGUAUUUCAAAGUUCCUUCAAAUGAUAAACUUUAUUGUAUAAAGCACUUAUUAAAGGGAAUGAGUUUGCAUUCAAAUUUAGAAACCAAGUUUGAAGUAUUAAAAAAACUUGAGCAGGAUGUGAAUGGCAUGACUUUCCACGAACAUGACGAGGACAUGAAGAAGGAAAGUAAAGAGUUGGUUGAAGGUAUUGUUUCAUUGAUCUUUGCAGCUCAUUUUAAGCAAAUAAAAGACAAAGAGUCAUUCAGGUAUAUCUCCAAUGUAAUUGAGCUGUUGCUUACCUCACUUUCGCUGGACAAAUUUGAUAUGACAUGUGAGUUGGAGAUUGUGACAAUAAUACUUAAAGAAUGUACCACCGACUCAUUUGCAGCGAUACAAAAACUUCGCGAAACAUUCAUAUCAUACUGUUUAAUUGCUUUAAACAAUUACAGAGAUGAUAAAGUGACAAGAUCUAGUAUGUUGCAAAGUUUAGUCAGUUGUGCGAUUGCAUCUGAAGCAACAUUUGAACAAAUUACUACUGGAAUAUCAAGUUUCGACGCCAUGAGCUUGAAAGAUGCAACUAUGAGCUCGACAUUGACAAAGUUGAUUGCCAAGAUAAUGCCAGUAUCUCGGAAAUAUGCAAUUUAUUUUUUGGGGUUAUUGUUGAUUAAUCUGUCUUUGGGCGAAGAAGAUGCGUUAAUUGCACUGUGCUGUUAUUUUGAACGACAAUCGAUGGAUGUUGCUGCUCAAGACGAUAUAAUUGCAGAAUUCCUUGGAUUUCUCAACCAAGCUGGUUCUGUAAAUUCUGCAAGAGCUUUGACCAUUGCAUGUGCCUUGCUAAACAGCUCCCGAAAGGGGACAAACCCUAAACUUAUUUCUAAAUUGAUAUGGUCGAUUUCCACAUUAAAUGCAAAAGCAAACUCAGGUAUUGUGUCCAGCAUCUUGAGAAUCACUAGAGAAGUAUUAUCGACAAAGCCGUACCUUUUUGAUCAGUAUGGCUUAGAAAACACUAUUUAUUUGGUCUCAAACAUCGUCAAGAAUGUAAGAGCCGAAAGUGACAAUAACGUUAGCGAAAGUAUAUAUGUUGCAUCUACUCAAGUGCUUUCAUCAAUACUUUUAUACCAUAGGUUUCAGUUGACAACCCGUCAUCAUAUCCUAAUGGACAUUAUGACUUUCUUGUUGCAAGACUUGUGCACCGUUGGAUCGCAAGCACACAGUGUACAAGCUGCAAGUGCGUAUCUGAGACUUUUGCACAAUAUGUGUGAGCCCAUGAAAAGAGUAGAAGAUAGGCUGGAGAAGCAUUCCACCACCACCACAACAACAACAACAGCAGCAGCAGCAGCAGCAUCGUCAUCAUCGUCAUCUUCAUCAAAAUUGUCAAUACCAACUUCUAGUCAUAGUUUAACUCCAUUGUCAAACGAGUACAAAAAGUACUUAAGGCGACACGUUCCUAUCUUGUUGACGAAUUACGUCAACUUUCAAUUAAAGUUCAAUUUCGAUAAGGCGGUAAAUGACACAAUUUCCAGCGGUAUUUACAGCAUAUUCGAUGUGUUAUCUCAAAGCCAGUUGCAUGCUCUUAAUGCAGCUCUUGACUUUGGAGGUCGGGCAUUUUUCAAAUCUUUGUACAAUGACUACAAAGAAUACGGAAAAUGGAAAGGUUGA